Molecule: messenger RNA, 1371 nt
Organism: Tinamus guttatus (white-throated tinamou)
Lineage: Eukaryota; Metazoa; Chordata; Aves; Tinamiformes; Tinamidae
Source: RefSeq, a predicted model, not a curated record
CUUCUGUCUUACAGCUUGCCUUGAAGGGAUCUAACUACGCUGGUCUCCUGGAGCGACAUGGCGUUCACACCAAAAAUGUGGAGCAUGUUGUAGACAGCUUACGGAACGAGAGGAUAGAAGUCCGUCUUGUUAAACGUCGUGAAUAUAAUGAAGAGACAGUUCGGUGGGCAGAUGCUGUUAUAUCAGCAGGAGGUGAUGGUACAAUGUUGCUGGCAGCCAGUAAGGUCUUCAAUAAAUUUAAACCAGUUAUUGGAGUAAAUACUGAUCCUGAAAGAUCAGAGGGCCACUUAUGCUUGCCUGUGAGAUAUACACACACUUUUUCUGAAGCGCUCCAGAAGCUUUAUCGUGGUGAGUUCAGGUGGCAGUGGCGACAACGAAUCCGAUUGUAUCUUGAAGGAACUGGCAUUAACCCUACCCCUGUAGAUCUGCAUGAACAGCAGCUAAGCCAGGAGCAGUACAGCAGGGCUCAUAUAAAUGAAAGAUUGCAAGAUCAAAGAGCUGAGAUUUCUGGUCCUCAUCUUUUGCCAGUGAGAGCACUCAAUGAAGUCUUCAUUGGGGAAUCUCCGUCAUCCAGGGAGAACUUUAAGUCCUGCAAACCCAGUUUUAAAUUCUCGCUUCAUAGGGCCUCCUAUUAUGAGAUAUCAGUUGAUGAUGGUCCAUGGGAAAAACAGAAGAGUUCAGGGCUUAAUGUAUGCACUGGAACAGGAUCAAAAGCAUGGUCCUAUAAUAUUAACAAGGUAGCAAAUCAAGCUGUUGAAGAGAUCCUUAAGAUCGCUGAAAAGCAUGGAGGUUUGAAUCUGCCAUUGAAUGCAGAACUAGUGCAAAAAGUAACAAAUUAUUACAAUGACUCCCUGCUCUAUAGUCCAGAAGAACCAAAGAUGCUUUUCAGUAUUCGAGAACCUAUUGUGAACAGAGUUUUCUCAAGUAGUCGGCAGUGUGGCUUUUCUUCAAAAGUCUGUGUCCGUUCCCGCUGUUGGGAUGCAUGUAUGGUUGUAGAUGGAGGAACAUCUUUUGAGUUUAACGAUGGGGCAAUAGCUUCAAUUAUGAUUGAUACGGAGGAUGCACUGUGCACUGUCCUAUUGGAAGAGUGAAGGACCCUAACGUGUCUUCUGUGGAAACAGUUCUGGAUCCAGAGAGGGAGCUCCUGGAGAUAGACAGCAUGUCACAUUGCUGCAUUAAGUUGGAAGUUAACUUUUGGAUGCAAGAACAUUUGAAAGAAGCUUGAGAUCCUUCUCCAUCCUUGGGAUGAGGAAAUCUUAGAAACCUGAUAUUUAAGCUGUUUUGCACCUGGUGUAAAAGAAACGUAUCUGAAUUCUUACUUAAAACUUCAGCGAAAAUUGACACUUCUAACCUGUAAGGCUCACAUGAAAG